GCCCAUCCCUCUAAAUAAGUACAAAAUAUAUAGCACUAGUUUGACAACAUGCAAACCAGGAAAAAUAUACACAUUUAUUUCAUAUAAAAUAAAUACUAGUCGUAACAAAAGAAUUGAGAAUUGUCGAAGAGAAGAUGGAGAAUGGCGGAGACACAGCAUCGACUGUAACAAUAAAGGGAAUUCUUGGGUUGCUAAUGGCGAAUGUAUCGGAUAAAGAGGAGAGGAGAUUGAUUUCAUUGGGAAUGGGGGACCCCACGGCCUUUUCUUGCUUUCACACGGCUGCUGUUGCUGAAGAUUCUGUUGUUGAAUCCAUUCGUUCACGCUGCUUCAAUGGCUAUGCUCCUACUGUGGGGCUUCCUCAAACUAGAUUGGCAAUUGCAGGAUACUUAUCCCGUAAUCUUCCAUAUAAGUUAUUAUCAGAUGAUGUUUAUGUCACAUCUGGUUGCACACAAGCUAUUGAACUAGCAUUGUCCAUUCUAGCUCGACCAGGUGCCAAUAUCUUGGUUCCAAGACCAGGAUUUCCAAUAUAUGAACUUUGUGCUGCUUUUAGACAUAUUGAAAUCCGUCGUUAUGACCUUCUUCCGGAGAACGGCUGGGAGGUUGAUCUUAAAGCUGUUGAAGCUCUUGCUGACUCAAAAACUGUGGCAAUGGUCAUUAUAAACCCUGGAAAUCCUUGCGGCAAUGUGUAUAGUUAUCAACAUUUAAAAAAGAUUGCUGAAACUGCACAAAGACUCAAACUUCCUGUUAUUGCUGAUGAAGUUUAUGGGCAUUUAGCUUUUGGCGAUAACCCUUUUAUUCCCAUGGGAGUUUUUGGAUCCAGUGUUACUGUCCUUACUCUAGGAUCCUUAUCAAAAAGAUGGAUGGUACCUGGUUGGCGACUUGGUUGGUUUGUUACGUGUGAUCCCAAUGGAUUCUUCAAAACACCAAAGACUGUUGAGCGUAUAAAAAAGUAUUGCGACAUUUGUGGUGGUCCGGCAACUUUCAUACAGGCUGCUGUUCCUCGCAUACUUGAGCAAACUGAAGAAAUCUUCCACAAGCGAACCAUUAGCAUGCUUAAGCAAGCUGCAGAUUUAUGUUGCAAGAAGAUAAAGGAAAUUCCUUGCAUGACUUGUCCACAGAAACCGCAAGGAUCCAUGGCUUUGAUGGUUAAGCUGAAUCUUUCCAAAGUCAAUGAUAUUACUGAUGAUAUCGACUUCUGUUUCAAGCUGGCCCAGGAAGAAUCUGUGAUCAUCCUUCCUGGACUCACAGUUGGUCUCAAGAACUGGGUCCGGAUAACUUUCGCCGCUGAUCCAGCAUCUCUCGAAGAAGCAUUAGAUAGAGUGAAGUCAUUCGCUCAAAGGCACACGAAGAAACUAAUAGAACAAUGUUGAUUUAAGCUGUGCGUCCAGUGUUAUACUGUAUAACCUGGUAUAAGUGAUAUAGUUGGUUAAUGUAUCAUACAGGCCCACAAUUCCAGUCUAAACAAUAGCCCUACAGAUAUCCAUUUAUCCCUGCUGCUCAGGGGAUCAGGGCCUAUACUUGUAAAUGAUAAAACUAUCUGUUGACAGGGGUAAUUACUGCUUAGGCCCAUAAUUUUGGAGGCCACUUGGAAAUCUUACAAGGGUAAUUACCCCUAGAGCAAUAACAAUAAAGAUUACCAGUAUAGUUGGAGAACUCGAGAAUAUAUGAAGUUAUAAACAUUUUUGUUUUGUUUA
Molecule: messenger RNA, 1694 nt
Organism: Daucus carota subsp. sativus
Lineage: Eukaryota; Viridiplantae; Streptophyta; Magnoliopsida; Apiales; Apiaceae
Product: probable aminotransferase TAT2
Exons: 7
Coding region: 135-1370 (411 amino acids)
Biological process (GO): L-tyrosine catabolic process; biosynthetic process
Molecular function (GO): pyridoxal phosphate binding; L-tyrosine:2-oxoglutarate transaminase activity
Source: RefSeq, a predicted model, not a curated record